Penicillium olsonii is the source of this 2208-nucleotide messenger RNA. Lineage: Eukaryota; Fungi; Ascomycota; Eurotiomycetes; Eurotiales; Aspergillaceae. The record is from the annotation of a GenBank genome assembly.
AUGAUGGCUUUCGAAACUCAUACAUCAAGAGAAGACGGCCAAAAGCUCUCGCAACGUCGCCAGAAACGAGCUCAAGUAGCUCGGGCAUGCGACGGAUGUCGACUCCGCCGCACGAAAUGCGACAACCAAACCCCUUGCUCAAACUGCGCGACGAGAGAACAGCUUUGCAGCAAUAGUGGUGCACUGAAAGCGUCGACCCUCGCACAGGCCACAGAGGAGAUUGAAACACUCAGACGAAGAGUCAAGCAGCUAGAAGGAGAGUUGAACCAAAGACCUAAAGAUCAGCAUAAUCUCCCAACACCGGGAGAGUCUUCCCUUUCCGCCCGAGGUUUCAGUCCAAGGCACGACAGCGAUGAUCGGGUCAAACAGUAUUGGCAAGGAAUACAGCUUCGCCCUGCCCGUUCCUCCAAUGAAAUCUGGCUGGGGCCAUCGUCGCUUCAGUUCUUUAUUCAACGACUGGGCACAUUUUUAACGCUCAACCUCCAACAAGCACAUUCCACACAGCGCCUACUUCCCAUUUCAGCGAGCGAUAAUCAGCUGCUCAACAGGCCAACGGCAAGGUCUCAUGAAAACUCAGCCAGGCGGUGGUCCAUCGGAGAGCCUCCCACAGAAGGCGUCUACCUGAAUCCAAUACAGGAAGAAUACUUCAUCAAUCUAUUCUGGCAAACCUUCCACACUGCCCUUUUCCCAAUCGUGGACGAGUCUCAAUUUAAAGAACACUACCAGUCCCUUUGGACAGGCGGCAAGGAAAGGGCGCCUUCUGCCCUCGUCGACAUUAUAAUUGCCAUGUGCAUGCAAUACGGCAUCUCAGCUCUGCCCGCAGACGCACAAGGUCUUCUAGUAGAAGGGCAAGAUGCUCUUGUCGCCGGCCGAUGGCAUUACUGGCGUGGACAAACUCUUCUCUCAUACGAACUCGAAAGCCCAUCCCUGUCAACGUUACAAUGCCAUCUACUUUGCGCCGCAUAUCUAUGCGGCGGCUCUUUCCACAACAUGAUGGACAACGCGGUCAGCACUGCUGUGCGUACCGCAUACAUGCUCGGAAUGCACCUAGAUCCCCCAUCUAAUAUGUCGAGGCGAGAACGCGGAAUCCGAAGCAGACUGUGGUGGGCGGUCUAUAUAAUGGAUUUCAAGGUGGGUAUCAAACUCGGUCGCCCUUUCAUGCUACGUGACUCUCAUUCUAUGCCAUGUCUACCGGACGAUAGUCUUGAUGCUGCGAGGACAUCAGGGUCGAUGUUCGCUCCUAUCGGUGACAAUGCGACAUGGCUGAGUUUCAACUUGCAUCAAAUCAAACUUUACAUAAAGGCACGAGCCGCCUUCACUUCCUACUACGACCAAGAUCUCCCCCUGUCGACCGGCGAGACUGUAUGGGAUGACUCAAGUGUUUUGGAAGCUAGCGCGGAGGUCUUAGCCCAGCACGUCCGAAGUCUUCAGGAUUGGGUCAAAGGCGUUCCCGACGCCCUGAAGCUGAAUCGCCAGAAUAACGGCACGCCCCUCUCCACGGAUGGCACAAGCCUGUUGAUUGAGGGGUUCUUACCCCUUUGGCUCCAGCGCCAACGGGUCCUUCUCGAACUUACGUAUCACCAUCUCAGCGUCAACUUAUAUCGGCCCAUGAUCUCGUUCGGCUCAAAACCACAGCCAGGGUCCGUGGCAGAAGAUAUUGCGAUGCGAUGCGCAUCUCAUGCCAUAAUGAUAUCCAAAAUCACCCAACAAGUCCUUAUGGAGAGCUCUAUUCUGGACGGAUGGCACGAGGCUUUCCAUUCUCAGUGGAAUGCCGCAAUGUCACUCAUAGGUUUCAUUGUUGUCUACCCACACGCUUCAUUGACUGGCGAAGCUAGAGCGGCCGUGGACCUGGCAAUAACUGUGUUCGAUGGUCUCGGGACUAGAUUUGCGGUUGCUGCAGAUGCGGCUAAGAUCACGCGAGAGCUUGGCGUCAAGGUCGACUUUUUGGUUAACCGCAGCAGGCUUCGACUUGAUUCUUUGGACUUUGGAAUGGGCUCUGACGAUGCUUCUAUCCAAUUACCUGGGGAAGUCACGUCUAAUGUUUUUGCGUCGGCUCCGGAUGAAAGAUCAAAUGCAUUCAACGCUGAGAUGAUUCCUGGCUUCGGGUCAGAGUUCUUUGAUAUGGCUGUUGAUAUUGACUUUUGGAAUGAUCCUGGCACACUUUGGCCGGAGUUUGAUGAUUUGGUUGCUCAUCAGGGCGGGUUUUAA